Messenger RNA from Brassica rapa (field mustard), 2974 nucleotides. RefSeq names its product dehydration-responsive element-binding protein 1F. The record is from RefSeq and is a predicted model, not a curated record. NCBI's taxonomy places the organism in Eukaryota, Viridiplantae, Streptophyta, Magnoliopsida, Brassicales, Brassicaceae. Gene Ontology annotation, molecular function: DNA binding; DNA-binding transcription factor activity. Gene Ontology annotation, biological process: regulation of DNA-templated transcription.
AUGUUCACCUAAAUAUUGCUUAAGGCAAAUUUGAAUAGGGAGAGAAAAAUAAUUAAAAAGAGAGACGAAGGUUACGCGCAUGUGACACUCACGAGACAGCACGAAACCUUAAUUCUUUAUUGGCCGACAUGUUUUCUUGUCUGAACACUUUAUAUAUAGACUAUAGUAUCUUGUUUACAUAUUUAUUUCGCAAUUUUGUGUAUAAAUAGUUAUUAUUACUAUUAAGUAUUAACAAAUCUAACAUCAUCCUCAUCACACCCGUCACAAUCGUUUAUUACUUGCAUACAAGUUUUGAGUGAGUACAGUAAAUGCAUUGCAUUGACCUGCAUUCUUAUUGUACUAAUUUAUAUAAAAAAAUCUAAUAAAACUGUUCAAAAAUUAAAAAUAUACUAAAUUCACAUAAGAUGUUGUAUAAAUUAGAUGAAAGUUUUCAAGAUGCAAUCGCGAAAAUGGUGUAAAAUUAAGUGAUGAUGGAGAGUAGAAGACUGCAACUAGCAAUUUCAGUUUAUAGGAAAAAAUUAACUAGCUAUAAUGUAUAUACUGAUACACAUAUGUAGAGUAUUAAUGGUCUAAUGUGGAAUUUCGGAUAGUGAAAAUUCUCUAUGUAGGUCUAUGUCAUAGAACAUAGAUCGAGUCUCCCAUUUAUUUACGGUUACUAUAAAUUCUUCGUUAGUCACUACAGAGAUAUCUAUGACAACACGACAAUAUGGAUUAGAGAAAAGAUAAAGAUACCAUAAGCAAAUCCGUUUAUUCUCUACAUUACAUGAAAUCUACAUAUCUUGAAGUAUUUUGAAUGAUAAAAUAAAGGGUGAAAUCAAUGGACACAUGAAUUAUGCGUAUAAUUAAAACAUAGUAGUACUAAGAAAUAGUUCCCACGGAAAUCCCACGUGUUACAUAUAGUUUACUCAAUAUGGAAACCAGUCACGUGUUGUAUAUCCGCAAAGAAAAAUAUCUUUUUCAAUUAAGAUAUUUGUUGUCCAACGUAGGAGCCGGCUGGACCCAACUUCCAGAUUAUAAUAAUAAGAAAUUUUCACUCAGUCUUGUACUCUUGUUCAAACAUCAAUAAUCAAUAAACAAUUAGCACUAUGAUGGGGGACAAACCUUGUAUAAUUAAUUCUUCAUUUUACUAAAACGUCCAAUUAGGUAACAAAGAGGGUCCCGGACCAUUCUGGUUAUUUAAUAUAAUGGGGUCAAGCUCAGACUAAAGAUCAUCUUCAAUGGAAGGCUCUACAUUUUUCUCUAAAAUAGAAAUUUCUAUUAUAAAAGUAGAUUUGUUCUGAUCUAUAACUCUAUAAUAGAGUUUCUUUAUUUUAGAAGAAAAAUAGAAAAUGUUACUUUUGUCUCUAUAUUUAGAGAUGAAAAUAACACAUUUUUAUAUUUUUCUCUAUAAAUAAAAAAAACUUUAUUAUAAAAGUAUACACUAAAGUAAAUCCACUUUUAUAAGAUCAUUUUCAAUGUAUGUGUCUAUAUUUUCCUCUAAAAUAGAGAUCUUUGUUAUAGAGAUAUAUUUACUCUAAUGUAUGACUCUAUAAUAGAGUUUCUCUAUUUUAGAAAAAAUAUAGAAGAAUAUUACUUUUUGCCUCUCUAUUUAAAGGUGAAAAUAACACAUCUAUAUAUUUUUUCUCUAUAAAUAAAGAAAUUCUAUUAUAAAAGUAUACAUUAGAGCAAACUCAUUUUUAUAAUAAAGAUUUUAUAUUUUAGAAGAAAAUACAAAGAUAAAAAUAGAGGUGGAUUAAAGAUGAUUUAAUCAAAAUUCUUUAUUUUAGAUAAAAAUAUAGAUAUAAAAAUAGAGUUGGGUCAGAAAUGGUCUAAAGCUAAUAAUAUACACUCAUAAUGAUUACGUGGCAAUAAGCCUGCCUUGAUACAAACAACGGUGUGUUACGCGCGUAGAUUUCGCAUUAUGCGAGUCCCAUAACCGUAGCCUAUAUAUAUUCUUCUUCUUCACUUCUCUGCUUCAUAACUCCCAACCAAAAAAAAAACAACACAAAGCAUAACUUAGACAAACAAACAAAAAGACUUUUAAUUCGAACAAUCUUUAAACAAACCACUGUUCUCAGAGUUACCCAGUGAGAUCAUUCGAUUUUUUUAACAGUGGUUUCACUUUGUAAAAGUUGAACCGAGAGUUAAUUUUUUUUUUACCGACGAACUAGCGUUCUAAUGGAUAACAACGAUGAUAUUAUGCUGGCGGAGAUGAGGCCGAAGAAGCGUGCGGGACGGAUAGUGUUCAAGGAGACACGUCACCCAGUUUACAGAGGAAUACGGCGUAGGAACGGUGACAAAUGGGUCUGCGAAAUCCGAGAGCCGACACACCAACGCCGCAUCUGGCUAGGGACUUACCCCACGGCGGAGAUGGCGGCGCGUGCACACGACGUGGCUGCUUUUGCUCUGCGCGGGAGAUCCGCGUGUUUGAAUUUCGCCGACUCCGCCUGGCGGCUUCCGGUGCCGGAAUCAACCGAUCCAGAUGUCAUAAGGAGAGUGGCUGCGGAAGCGGCAGAGAUGUUCCGGCCGACGGAGUUCGAGAGUGGGAUCACGGUUUUGCCCUCUUACGGCAAUGAGGUGUAUUUGGGCUCUGGUUCAGGUUCGGGAUGGGAGGAGAGGAAUGUGUAUGGAUAUGUGGAAGAAGAAGAAGUGUCGACGACGAUGAGGAGACUGGCGUCUGAGCCGUUAAUGUCGCCGCCGCGGUCUUAUAUGGGAGGGGAAGGCAUGACUUCUAAUGCUUACAUGGGAGAAGAGAUGUGUUAUGAAGACACAUCACUGUGGAGUUACAGUUAUUAAGCGGGACGCACAUUUUAUUUACACUAUAUUUGAAUAAAUACUAUAUAAAAUGUCUGCUAGCAAUAGUGUGCGAGUUGUUAAGAUUUCUCUUCUGAAGGGUUUUAUUUUAGAUCCUUUGUUUGAGGUACAAGAUUCCUUGAUGGAAUAAUUUUGUAUGGUUUAGUAUAAGAAGAUCUUAUAAAAUGAUUUGAUGAAUCUA